UGAGAUCCUUAGGUGCAAGGUGCUGUGCAAUGCAAAGAAUGAUCUUCCUGCUCUAUCAGCCAAUGAGCGGGGAUGGAACAUGUGGUAGAAAUUGAAAGACGACACAAUGCAGAAGAGAAUGCUCACCACAUGGGCGGGGUGGCCUGUCGUUUGAAGAACUCAACGCUUUAGAGGUCUGAAAUUCUGUUCCACUCCCCUCCUUGGGCAGGAGGAUCUGUGAUGCACACUGAGGAAGGAGAGAGCUGUUUGUGCAUAGGGGAUUUUUCCCCUCCCUGAGCUGUCUUAUGUGAGCAGGGAGUGGGAAUUUCAGUACUUCUCUGCGUUAGUCCAGACCUGUUGCCCAGGCCUGAGAAGGAGGGUGGGGUAGCUGGUGUGUUUCUCAGACUGGAAGGGUUUCUUAUUCAUCACUGUUCCUGACACAGAGAGUUCCCUUAAAGUUUAAGCAAGAGGCAACCUAAAUAUCUCUGUCUUGGAAACUGGAUUUGUGUAAGGAAGGACGAGCCAAGGCAAGUUUCAGAGAGGCAGAAUUUUGCCUUGAGAAGAAUAUUUUAAUCGUCAUGCUGGGGGAAUUUUAAAUCAAGAUCAUUUGAACGCUUCUUGGAAGAGAGAUUCCACCCCCACCCCGUCCUUUCUGGUUUGCUUUGUUUUUCUUAUGACAUUUGAAACACCUGCUACAACGAGAGGUUCUGAUUUCCCUUUGUCGCCAGAAACUGACCAGUAACUUCUGCAGAGCUGUAGAAUGUUCUGAUUUUCUGCGGGGAGGCGGGAAGGUGUAGAGAUGCAUCUUUGCCUGAAAUGGCGGGACAAGAGGCAUGCAUGAAUUGAAUUAAUGGCCAGGAUGAGUAAUCCCCGCACCAGAAACUUUUGCCACCACAGUUCUCAGACAAGCUGAGUGGCAGAGACCACAGCCACGGAGGUUGGAGCAUGUGUGAUUAAGUGCUCACCAAGCAUUCCCGAGCCCAGUUUAAGAGGGCACUGUGGUAGGUACAGUCUGCCGUGCUCCCACCGGGAUUCCUGUCUGUGGGGAGGCAGUGAGCAGUUAUCCCUCUGUGCUAUUGAGUGUGGCGUUUCUCUCUGCUUUCCCCAUCGGGGUCAGAUCUUUCCCACAUCAUGGCUUGGUGCUUCUGCUGUUGUCGGAAGUGCCCCUGUUUCCUGUCGGAAGAAGAUAAAACUGCUGUUGUGUUAGAUAAAGAAAUCAACAAAAUACUAAGAGACCAGAAAAAGCGAGACAGGCUGGAGCUGAAGUUACUUUUACUAGGUGCUGGGGAAAGCGGGAAGAGCACUUUCAUCAAACAGCUGCGGAUAAUCCAUGGGGCGGGCUAUUCAGAAGAGGAUCGCAAAGGCUUUGCCAAGCUGGUGUAUCAGAACGUCUUUGCCUCCAUGCAAGCCAUGAUCGGAGCCAUGGAGACUCUGCAGAUCCCUUAUGCCCAGCCAGAGAAUGUGGAAAACGCCAAGCUGGUCAUGGGGGUGAAUGCUUCGAAGGUGGCGGCCUUGAACAGGCCGUAUGCAAACGUCAUUGAAAGCCUAUGGAGGGACGCGGGCAUCCAGACCUGCUACGAGAGACGGCGGGAGUAUCACUUACUGGACUCGGCCCUGUAUUUUCUGUCCAGCCUGGAGCGUAUCGCAGAGGACAGUUACAUCCCCACAGCUCAGGAUGUCCUGAGGAGCCGCAUGCCGACGACCGGCAUCAGUGAAUACUGCUUCUCGAUGCAGGAGAUGAUCUUAAGGAUUGUGGAUGUGGGUGGGCAGAAGUCGGAGCGCAGGAAGUGGAUACACUGUUUCGAAAACGUUAUUGCCCUGAUCUACCUGGCUUCCCUCAGCGAGUACGACCAGUGCCUGGAGGAGAAUAGCGAGGAGAAUCGGAUGAGGGAGAGCCUGGCACUGUUCAGAACCAUCCUGGAGCUGCCCUGGUUCCAGAGCGCCUCCGUGAUCCUCUUCCUAAACAAAACCGACCUCCUGGAGGACAAGAUCACCCACUCGGACCUAGCUGCUUACUUCCCCAGCUUCCCAGGACCCAAGCGAGAUGCAGAGGCGGCGAAAAAGUUCAUUCUGGAGAUGUACGUGGACACCUACAAGCGAUGCUCCGCGGUCCCCCGCGACGCAGGGCAGAGACCCUCUGAGACGGCCUCCAAAUCCAGGUGCCUCUACCGCCACUACACCUGUGCCACGGAUACGCAGAACAUCCGCAAGGUCUUCAGGGACGUCAGGGAUGUGAUCUUGGUUGGCUAUUUGGACGACUUCAACCUGCUGUGAGAUGAAGGGCUUAGGCCAGGGCAAAUAGGUAGUGACUCCAGCUCAGCGGGUGAAGAGAAGGCACAGCUGCUGGUUGGACUCUGUUGGGGAGCUGCCGUGUGUGUGUUGUGGAAUCCUUCCAGUUCCCCGGGAGUCUCUAGCCUAGGAAGGCAUCAUGGGGGACAGCACCUCGUGUUCUGAUGCUCAGAGGAAGGCGUGAGCUGUGACGUGAGCGAGUGUCUCUUCUGGUGGGAGGACAACCACUUCCCGGAGGAGGAGUGGGAACUUCUCCAGAGGGAGCUGGAGCCGGUGUCCGGGUCCACCAUGUGCAUCUCCCCAGACAGGAGACCCAGCGUGAGCCUCUGAGCAUGGACAUUCAGCCAGAGCGGAGGGGUGAAUUGAAUAGGGACUGUUGUGAAGGCCAAUUUAUGAAGCAAUCUUUAUGGGUUAGGGGAAAAUUAUGUUAACACCCAAUCAAUUCUCUUAUAGUUGUCUGCAAUUCUCUUCCUUCUGGUAUCUGCAAACCACACUACAGCACCUCCUUAAAGAGCCUUCUAGUUCAACGGUUCUUCAAGGUUUAUACUGGUGACCCCUUUCAGACAGCAAGCCUCUGAGUGCGACCCCCCCCCAUAAAUUAAAAGCACAUUUUUUU
Gopherus evgoodei (Goodes thornscrub tortoise) is the source of this 2884-nucleotide messenger RNA. RefSeq names its product G protein subunit alpha 15 (gene GNA15). The transcript has 8 exons. Bases 1111 to 2253 code for a protein of 380 amino acids. The record is from RefSeq and is a predicted model, not a curated record. NCBI's taxonomy places the organism in Eukaryota, Metazoa, Chordata, Testudines, Testudinidae. Gene Ontology annotation, biological process: adenylate cyclase-modulating G protein-coupled receptor signaling pathway; phospholipase C-activating dopamine receptor signaling pathway; action potential. Gene Ontology annotation, molecular function: guanyl nucleotide binding; G protein-coupled receptor binding; G-protein beta/gamma-subunit complex binding. Gene Ontology annotation, cellular component: heterotrimeric G-protein complex.